This is a messenger RNA of Euleptes europaea (tarantolino), 1002 nucleotides long. RefSeq names its product small glutamine rich tetratricopeptide repeat co-chaperone alpha (gene SGTA). Gene Ontology annotation, biological process: post-translational protein targeting to endoplasmic reticulum membrane. Gene Ontology annotation, molecular function: molecular adaptor activity; protein binding. The record is from RefSeq and is a predicted model, not a curated record. The coding region runs from base 51 to 989 and encodes 312 amino acids. NCBI's taxonomy places the organism in Eukaryota, Metazoa, Chordata, Lepidosauria, Squamata, Sphaerodactylidae. The transcript is spliced from 10 exons. Gene Ontology annotation, cellular component: membrane; TRC complex.
UUAUUCUGAAUUAAAGGAAGUAGCAGCAAAGGUUCACUCAGAGCAGCAGAAUGGCAGACAAAAAACGCCUCGCCUUCUCGAUCAUCCAGUUUCUCCAGGAUCAGCUGCAGAAUGGGGGGCUCUCCCCCGAUGCUCAAGAGAGCUUGGAAGUCGCCAUCCAGUGCCUAGAAACAGCCUUUGGGGUGUCCAUGGAUGACAGAGGCUUGGCCAUUUCACAGACCCUUCCCGAAAUCUUCGACGCUGCUGCAGCAAAGGAGCCCCAGCCAAGCAGAACAGAUUCUGAGCCGGUAACGCCUUCGGAAGAAGAUGCAGCUGAAGCAGAGAGGCUGAAAACGGAAGGAAACGAGCAAAUGAAGGCGGAGAACUUUGAAAGCGCCAUCUCCUACUACGGGAAAGCCAUCGAGCUGAACCCGUCCAACGCGGUAUACUACUGUAACAGGGCCGCCGCUUACAGCAAACUCGGAAAUUACGCUGGCGCGGUUCGAGACUGUGAAAGGGCCAUAAACAUCGAUCCCAAAUACAGCAAAGCCUAUGGCAGAAUGGGCUUAGCGCUAUCCAGUCUAAACAAACUCUCAGACGCAGUCAUCUACUACAGGAAAGCCUUGGAGCUGGACCCCGACAACGAGACGUACAAAUCAAACCUGAAAGUAACCGAGCAGAAGAUGAAAGAAGCACCCAGUCCGACGGGUGGCACUGGAGGCUUCGAUCUAGCCGGCUUGCUCAAUAACCCAGGCUUCAUGAGCAUGGCAUCUAACCUGAUGAACAAUCCACAAGUACAGCAGCUGAUGUCAGGGAUGAUUUCGGGCGGGAGCAACCCCAUGGCAACGCCGGGAGCCGCCCCUUCCCCUAACGACCUCGCCAGCCUUAUUCAAGCAGGCCAACAGUUCGCCCAGCAGAUGCAGCAGCAGAACCCCGAACUCAUAGAGCAGCUGCGCAGUCAGAUUCGGAGUCGGACCCCCAGCGCCAGCAACGAGGAGCAGCAGGAAUGAAGGAGGCGGCAGG